Molecule: messenger RNA, 1938 nt
Organism: Ilex paraguariensis (yerba mate)
Lineage: Eukaryota; Viridiplantae; Streptophyta; Magnoliopsida; Aquifoliales; Aquifoliaceae
Source: the annotation of a GenBank genome assembly
GUUAAAUAUAGCACAGACUAUGAGAGUGCAUGUGGGGGUGAAAUGUGGCGAAAGCACUUUAGCAGCAGUGGCGGCGUGAGCUCAGCGCGCACGUUGAAGGAGAAGAAAUGGGACGCGCUGGUGAUCGGUGGUGGCCACAAUGGCCUCACCGCCGCCGCAUACCUAGCCCGCUCCGGCCUCUCCGUUGCCGUGCUUGAGCGACGCCACAUCGUCGGCGGUGCCGCCGUCACCGAAGAACUCAUUCCUGGCUUCAAGUUCUCGCGCUGUAGUUAUCUCCAAAGCCUCCUUCGACCUUCAAUCAUCAAAGAAUUGGAGUUAGCGAGACAUGGAUUGAAGCUAUUGAGGAGGAGUCCGUCAUCGUUUACGCCUUGUCUUGAUGGACGAUAUCUUCUAUUAGGUCCUGAUAAGGAUCAUAACUAUUCUGAGAUUUCAAAGUUCUCUAAACGUGACGCUGAAGCUUAUCCGAGGUAUGAGGAACAACUAGAGAACUUCUGCAAGUUCAUGGAUCCACUUUUGGAUUCACCUACGCCGGAAACUCUGCAAGGUGCUUCAUCUUUUAAAGCCCAAAUGAAGAAUAAAUUAAACAAGUCAACUUUUUGGGCUCAGCGUCUGCGGCAAGCUGUCUCGUUGGGGCAAAAAGAGAUGGUGGACUUUAUGGACCUCUUACUGUCACCAGCAUCGAAGAUUUUGAAUAACUGGUUUGAGUCUGAGAUUUUGAAGGCGACACUUGGAACGGAUGCAGUUAUAGGCACCAUGGCAAGUGUCCAUGCACCGGGGAGUGGAUAUGUUCUCCUACAUCACGUGAUGGGAGAAACUGAUGGUGACCGUGGAAUUUGGUCGCAUGUUGAAGGUGGGAUGGGGUCAGUAUCAUUGGCUAUUAGUAAUGCUGCUAUAGAAGCCGGAGCUACUGUUUUGACCAAUGCUGAGGUUUCAAAGCUAAUGAUCGAGGAUUCUGGCACAGUAAAUGGGGUUUUGCUGGCUGAUGGAACAGAAGUUCAUUCUUCAGUUGUUUUGUCUAAUGCGACCCCGUACAAAACUUUCAUGGAGUUGGUGCCCGAAAAUGUUCUUCCGGAAGAUUUUGUUUGUGCUAUUAAGUACUCUGAUUACAGCUCUGGGACUACUAAAAUAAACUUAGCUGUUGACAGAUUGCCCAAGUUUCAGUGUUGCAAGUUGAGUCAUCCUGAUGCCGGUCCUCAACACGUGGGUACCAUUCACAUUGGUUCUGAGAGUAUGGAAGAGAUUGACUCUGCCUGUCAAGAUGCUAUAAAUGGAUUACCAUCGCGAAGACCUGUUAUUGAGAUGACAAUUCCUUCUACCUUGGACAAGACUAUUUCUCCACCAGGUAAGCAUGUAAUCAAUUUAUUUAUUCAGUACACACCUUAUAAACCUUCCGAAGGCAGCUGGGAAGAACCUGCAUAUAGAGAAUCAUUUGCACAAAGAUGUUUCCGCUUAAUCGAGGAGUAUUCCCCUGGUUUUAGCUCAUCAAUAAUUGGCUACGACAUGCUAACUCCGCCAGACCUUGAAAGGGAAAUUGGUCUGACAGGAGGGAAUAUCUUUCAUGGUGCUAUGGGAUUAGAUAGUUUGUUCCUGAUGCGACCUGUCAAAGGAUGGUCCAAUUACAAGACUCCACUGCGAGGAUUGUAUUUGUGUGGGAGUGGGACGCAUCCCGGUGGUGGUGUAAUGGGUGCACCAGGACGUAAUGCUGCACAUGUAGUUCUCCAAGACAUGAAGGAGGAGCCAUUGAACUGACAUUCAUGACUGAUGAAAAACAUUGUGCCCCAAGACUUGUGUCUUCGUUUCGAUUUUCAAUUUUCUAGCUCCUUUCUAAUCGAAUGUGUCCACAUGCUUCGUCAAGUAUCAUGGUCUCACUCACAUAGUAUUUUGACAUUAAAUGGUAUCAACAUCAUUUAAUAAAUCUGUCCUAUUCGCUAAUUUCUA